Molecule: messenger RNA, 760 nt
Organism: Drosophila willistoni
Lineage: Eukaryota; Metazoa; Arthropoda; Insecta; Diptera; Drosophilidae
Gene: ND-18
Product: NADH dehydrogenase [ubiquinone] iron-sulfur protein 4, mitochondrial
Exons: 3
Coding region: 120-650 (176 amino acids)
Biological process (GO): electron transport chain
Source: RefSeq, a predicted model, not a curated record
GUUUUUCACGACAACAACAACAACAACAGCAGCAACUUUGCGUUCGUUUUGGAGCUCGAAAUUUUACGUAAUUGUAAUUUUGGGAUUUUAACUUGUUGGCCGAUUGUUUUGCUUCCAAAAUGUCGAUCCUACGCCAGGUGAUGUGCCGGACAGCACCAUCUUCAAUGCAGAUCUGCGUCCGAUAUGCAUCGAAUCAAGAUGUUGCUCCCUUGGAUUUAAACACUGCCUUGGCACGUCCAGAAGAGGUGGAACAACGCAACAAGCUGAGUGGCAAAAUCACUGUGCCCGUUGACGUUAAUCUUAGUCCCAUUUCUGGUGUGCCGGAGGAGCAUGUCAGAGAUCGUCGUGUCCGUAUUCACAUACCACCCAAGAAUGCUAUGCAAAGCGGCACCGAUAAUCUAAGCAAAUGGCAAAUUGAGUUCGAUAAUCGUGAACGCUGGGAGAAUCCACUUAUGGGUUGGGCCUCCACCGGCGAUCCAUUGUCCAAUAUGAAUGUGCAAUUUGGUUCUAAGGAUGAGGCCAUCACAUAUUGUGAACGCAAUGGCUGGCGCUGGUUUGUGGAUGGUGACGACAAGCCAAAGAAGGAGCGCGUCAAGAACUAUGGCGUCAAUUUCUCGUGGAACAAACGUACGCGCGUCUCCACCAAGUAGAUCAAUUUCCCCGGGUGGUAAUGGCUAGCUUAAAUAGCAACUGUUAUAUAUAUAAAGAUCUAUUAAUUUGCUUUCGACACGAUUAAAACUCUUGGAAGAAUACAAAGUGA